This is a messenger RNA of Ostrinia nubilalis (European corn borer), 2562 nucleotides long. It is a transcript of the gene TfAP-2, whose product is annotated as transcription factor AP-2-epsilon. The record is from RefSeq and is a predicted model, not a curated record. Bases 1 to 1926 code for a protein of 641 amino acids. Gene Ontology annotation, biological process: regulation of cell population proliferation; anatomical structure development; regulation of transcription by RNA polymerase II. NCBI's taxonomy places the organism in Eukaryota, Metazoa, Arthropoda, Insecta, Lepidoptera, Crambidae. Gene Ontology annotation, cellular component: nucleus. Gene Ontology annotation, molecular function: DNA-binding transcription factor activity, RNA polymerase II-specific; RNA polymerase II transcription regulatory region sequence-specific DNA binding. The transcript is spliced from 15 exons.
AUGUUCUUAUACGAGCGGCUCGGCGGAGGCGGGCUGGGGCUGGGCGGCGGCGGCUUCCGCGGCGGCGCGCAGCCCUCGCUCGCCGACUUCCAGCCGCCGUACUUCCCGCCACCAUUCGCGCCGGCACCGCACCCGGCGAGCCCGCACCAUCAACAACAGCGGCGCAUAUUAUUAUUCCGCGGUGGCGCGCAGCCCUCGCUCGCCGACUUCCAGCCGCCGUACUUCCCGCCGCCGUUCGCGCCGGCACCGCACCCGGCGAGCCCGCACCAUCAACAACAGGCGGCUUCCGCGGCGGCGCGCAGCCCUCGCUCGCCGACUUCCAGCCGCCGUACUUCCCGCCGCCGUUCGCGCCGGCACCGCACCCGGCAAGCCCGCACCAUCAACAACAGGUAUAGAGAAGCCACAAGGGCCUUGAUAACAGGCGGCUCCCAUACAACCAGGUUACCAACUACAUGCGGCGCGCAGCCCUCGCUCGCCGACUUCCAGCCGCCGUACUUCCCGCCGCCGUUACCAACUACAGGCGGCGCGCAGCCCCCGCUCGCCGACUUCCAGCCGCCGUACUUCCCGCCGCCGUUCGCGCCGGCACCGCACCCGGCGAGCCCGCACCAUCAACAACAGGACAGUAAAGCCCGCGCAUACAAACCUCCGACCAUAGGCGGCUUCCGCGGCGGCGAGCAGCCCUCUCGCCGACUUCCAGCCGCCGUACUUCCCGCCGCCGUUCGCGCCGGCACCGCACCCGGCGAGCCCGCACCAUCAACAACAGGCGGGUUCCGCGGUGGCGCGCAGCCCUCGCCCGCCGACUUCCAGCCGCCGUACUUCCCGCCGCCGUUCGCGCCGGCACCGCACCCGGCGAGCCCGCACCAUCAACAACAGAGCCAUGGCAUGGAAUACGGCGGCGGCGGCGGCGGCGGCGCGGAGUACGCGCAGCACUACGCGCCGCAGCAGCUGCUGCCGCGGCACCACGCGCACCACGAACCGCACCAUCUGCGCCACCACCGCGACCACCACGACCCCAUCCAUGCGCACCACUUAUCGCACGGAGGGUUCAGCUACGGCGGCGGCGAGCGACGAGCGGAUUAUGGUGCGAGGGAACAACACGAGCUGGCGUUACACCACGCGCUACAUUCCGCCGAAGAAGCGCCGAAUGCGGCGAUGGACGACACUACAGGGUUCAUGACGGAUCUCCCUCUACUUAAAACAAUGAAGGGGCGCGACGGCCUCGGCGGCUCGGGCUCUUGCGCGCCAAACGACGUGUUCUGCUCAGUACCAGGCCGACUGUCGCUGCUGUCAUCCACCAGCAAGUACAAGGUCACCGUGGCGGAGGUGCAGCGCCGGCUGUCGCCGCCGGAGUGCCUCAACGCGUCGCUGCUAGGUGGCGUGCUGCGGAGAGCAAAAAGUAAAAAUGGCGGGCGCCUUCUCCGCGAGAAGCUGGAGAAGAUUGGGCUGAACCUGCCGGCUGGGCGGCGGAAAGCCGCUAACGUCACGCUGCUCACUUCUCUAGUCGAAGCGGAAGCAGUGCACCUAGCACGUGACUUCGGCUACGUGUGCGAGACGGAGUUUCCCGCGCGUGCGCUGGCCGAGUACCUCGCGCGGCAGUACGCGGAGCACGACGCGCGUCGCCGCAGGGACUUGCUGCAGGCUACUAAACAGGUGACAAAGGAGCUAAUGGACCUGCUGAAUCAGGAUCGGUCGCCGCUGUGCAACACGCGGCCGCCUCACCUGCUAGAACCAGCUAUUCAGAGGCACCUCACGCACUUCUCGCUCAUCUCGCACGGGUUCGGUGGCCCGGCCAUCGUGGCCGCUCUCACUGCGAUACAAAAUUUCCUCAACGAGUCCUUGAAGCAUUUAGACAAAUUAUAUCCCCAAAGCGGCAUGGUGUCUUCGUCUAUGGACAAAACAAAAAUGGACCCUGACAUUAAGAAGUAACAAAAGUAUCACGACGUUUUCGUCGGAUUAUUCUCAACGCGCACACUCAAGACGAGCCAGUCGGGCUAUACGGGACUUAUGAUACUUUUUACCACUAGCAAGACCUUAAUGUUGCCUGUAGAAAAAAGUAUCAAAACUUUUUAAUAUCCUAAAAUUCUAAACUGCCAUUGACAGGUAUAGCGUGAGAUUGCGUAUUUAUUUUUAUGAACGUCUGUGGUGACCCGCAUACAAAUAAAGUGCAAUUAUAAUACUCAAGAUUGUGAAAAAGUGUACAUAUAGAUAGCGUAUGAACUGUAGUAUUAAUUAAGCAUUUAUAGUGUACUUAACGUAAUUUUGAUUGCUCGUUGACUAAGGUUACAAAAUGUUUUUUUACAUGGAUUAUGAAUAGAUUUUCACGGCAUCCACCGCAAUAAGAAAACAUAUCAAAAUGUUAAUUGUAAAUAAACUAGAAUAUUUGAAUGAAUUUACAUUUUUCACGAAUAACAAGAAUAAAUAAAAUUGGUUGUAUAUUUUGGUGAACAUAGUUUUUUUUAUAUGACUGAGCUCACUAUAAAGGGUUUCAAAACCUUUUUAUUUUAUUAUUGCUUCUAAAAAGUUACUUUUUGAUUAAUAAAUUUUACCAAGAGGUUUUAAUUU